Messenger RNA from Ooceraea biroi (clonal raider ant), 842 nucleotides. RefSeq names its product U6 snRNA phosphodiesterase. The record is from RefSeq and is a predicted model, not a curated record. Gene Ontology annotation, cellular component: nucleus. NCBI's taxonomy places the organism in Eukaryota, Metazoa, Arthropoda, Insecta, Hymenoptera, Formicidae. Gene Ontology annotation, biological process: U6 snRNA 3'-end processing. Gene Ontology annotation, molecular function: 3'-5'-RNA exonuclease activity.
UAAUAAGAAGAAGAAACGUUAAAUUAAACAAGUUAUGGCCGGUUUACAGUUAAUAAAAACCUAUUCUUCCGACUCGGAUGAGGAUAGGUGCGAUGAAAAGAAACAAGACGACAACGUCGACACGAGGACAACGAGACGAGUAAACAACAGAUUAGCUGUACCUGAAACUAUUUUAUCGUGGAAAGGAGUCACGUAUUCAGAGGAACUGGUCGACGAUCCGUUCCUACACGAUGGACGAACGCGCAGUUUUAAACACGAGCGGGGUAAUUGGGCAACGUUCAUUUAUGUAAAUUACACAGCCAGUGAACGUUUUUACGCUUGGAUAAAGUCUACAUUAAAUAAAUUACCGGUCCAAGGUCACCUUGUCUCCGAUCUUCACGUUAGUCUCAGUCGUACGUUGGUCCUAAAGUACCAUUGGAUCCCAUCGUUCAUCGAGAGGCUGAGGGAUGUGUGUUGCGUGUGCAACCAAUUUGUUUUACGGCUCACCGAUGUAAGAGUAUACCGUAACGAAGAGAGGACUCGCACAUUUCUUGGAAUCCGCUGUCAGAAUGACGACGAGAUGCAACGACACUUAAUAGCGGCUAUCACCUGUGUAUUAGAUGAAUAUCGAUUGCUGCCUUUUGCCGAGGAUGACUCGUCGUAUCACGUGAGUUUCUUCUGGUGCCUCGGAGACGAGGAAGCGUACCUGAAGGAACUGUUGCCAUCGCUUACCGAGAGUUUAAGUGAAUUUUUCGCAGAGAACCCCGAGGAUACCAGCGUAUGCGUCAACGAGAUAUGUUGUAAAGUUGGCAACAAGUAUCGUGUCUUUAGACUGAAAUAACACAACUUUCAAGUAAACUGUC